AUGAGGUUUCAAGAUAAUGCUUUCAUCCUUUUUUUCUUGGCUUCGUUUUGCCAGUAUGUUCAUGGUGCAAGAGCAGUUCAUCGUCCAAAGGAGAAAAUGACUACUUCCGAGGAAGUUAAACCUUGGGUCCGUACAAUUUACGGAUCCCUAAAUGAAAUUGUCACACCAACGGUUAUUGCUGGCGUUACUUUUUCUGCUAAGCCAGAUCCAACUCCGAAUCCAUUACAACCUUGGGUAUCUUUGAAGAAAGAUGGUACUCCACAGACCAUUAAACCAGAAAUCAAGAAGGGCCGUACCCAAAAACAAAAACCUGAUUACUCGACCUAUUUCAAGACCGCCACUAUGCAUACAUUUUCGUACGAAGAGUUGAAAGCUGUCAAUAUGGACCCUGAUGACGUCCACGAAGAAGAAGAGUUUGUGGAUGAAGAUGAUACUUAUGUUUCUUUGAAUCCUAUUAUCAGAUGCACUCCCGAUCGGUACUUCAGCAAAGGACCAGCGAAAGAUAUCCCCAGUGAACCAUUCUGUACACCUCGUGAAAAUUCCGACUGGAAAGUUGGCAAGACUUAUUUCGUCACUUGGUAUACAAGGUUUUUCGAAGACGAGAAUUCUGAUACAGUCGCUGAUAAAGUCCGUGUCCAUUUGUCUUAUGUCAAAGAAAAAUCCGUAGAGAUGGGAAAUCACAAGAGGGAUAUUUCUGGAACAUUUUUCACAUCUGAAUGGAUUGACAAUGUCGAUGGCCUACUGCCAAUUGAAAUCAAAGAAGAUUGGUUGCAGAAUACAUACGAGCGUAGAAUAAUUGUCUCUGUUCAACCAUACAACAUACCAGAUGAAGACUUUGAUCCACGACUAAACGGUGUGUUGUUGUAUAUCCGCAUGGGUUCCAAGGUAUAUAAACCUACGAAGGAGCAGUUGGCUUUGCAAGAUGCAGGUAUAUCAGACGACAAAUGGUACUAUAUUGCAUUAUCUAUACCUACUGUUGUAGUGAUAUUUUUUGUCCUCAUGUACUUUUUCUUAUACGCUAACGGAAAGAAUAGAGAUUUCACUGAUGUCACAAGAAAGGCCCUGAAUAAGAAACGCCGUGUAUUAGGUAAAUUCUCAGAAAUGAAAAAAUUUAAAACUAUGAGAAAUCACAAGUACACCGAACUGCCAUCCUAUAAAAAAACCGGUAAACAAAACUAG
Molecule: messenger RNA, 1179 nt
Organism: Saccharomyces eubayanus
Lineage: Eukaryota; Fungi; Ascomycota; Saccharomycetes; Saccharomycetales; Saccharomycetaceae
Gene: PSG1
Product: Psg1p
Exons: 1
Coding region: 1-1179 (392 amino acids)
Source: RefSeq, a predicted model, not a curated record